Perognathus longimembris pacificus (Pacific pocket mouse) is the source of this 914-nucleotide messenger RNA. It is a transcript of the gene Tslig1, whose product is annotated as zinc finger and BTB domain containing 8 opposite strand. NCBI's taxonomy places the organism in Eukaryota, Metazoa, Chordata, Mammalia, Rodentia, Heteromyidae. Gene Ontology annotation, biological process: tRNA splicing, via endonucleolytic cleavage and ligation. Bases 47 to 547 code for a protein of 166 amino acids. Gene Ontology annotation, cellular component: tRNA-splicing ligase complex. The record is from RefSeq and is a predicted model, not a curated record. The transcript is spliced from 7 exons.
GGACCGGCAGGGGAAGGGCGGAAGUAGCGUGCACAAUCCUGCAAUCAUGGCUCUAGAGAAAAACGAUAGGGAUUACAAUUUGACUGAGGAGCAGAAGGCAAUCAAGGCCAAAUAUCCUCCAAUCAAUCAGAAGUAUGAAUAUUUGGAUCAUACAGCAGAUGUUCAGUUACACGCAUGGGGAGAUACGCUGGAGGAAGCAUUUGAGCAAUGUGCAAUGGCCAUGUUUGGCUACAUGACAGACACUGGGACUGUGGAGCCCCUCCAAACAGUCGAGGUGGAAACUCAAGGAGAUGACUUACUAUCUCUUCUGUUUCACUUUUUGGAUGAAUGGCUUUAUAAGUUCAGUGCUGAUGAAUUCUUCAUACCCCGGGAAGUGAAAGUACUUAAUAUUGAUCAAAGAAAUUUUAAAGUACGGUCAAUUGGGUGGGGAGAAGAAUUUUCACUGUCCAAGCACCCUCAGGGAACAGAAGUCAAAGCAAUAACAUAUUCAGCGAUGCAGGUCCAUAAUGAAGAGAAGGCGGAAGUUUUUGUGAUCAUUGACAUUUAAGACAUCGGAAAGAAAGAAAACACUCCUAUGGAGAACUGAUUUUUUUUCUUCUUUUUGAGAAAAUAUAAUGAUUUAAUUGCUAUAGUAUCUUUUUGUUAAAUGGAAAUUUACAGAACAGAAAUUUUUAACUUAAAAGUCUGACUGUCAGAAAUGGAAAAUCAGCUUUGGUCUAUAGUAACUUCUUCGAUGCUUACAGAGCUAUUCAGGUGCUUCCUUUGUUAAUUCCCUGCUGUAGCAGUAGGUGCCUCACACCUUUCCAGUGGAAUGAAGCAUUCCAGCUUGGUCCCCAAAAGGACCAGUGACAGGUGUAAAAAGUAAUUGGGAGAGAUCCCAGUUUGGAAAACUAUAAAAAUUAAUUUGAGCUGGA